AUGACCGACUUCGAUCACUUUCAAGAUCGAGUAUUUUAUCGAAAUGACGAGGAGCCACUUUCGCUACACUUGGUAUCAAUUGACGGCGCAAGAUGGAAGGAGAACCGUACAAAAUACGCGCCCCUUUUUGGAACUCUGAAGGUUAAACUGCUAUAUGAUAAGGUGUCGAAAUGUGUGGAGAGGUUUACAGACCAGCUACACGAAAUGCCUCAACCGAUUGAAAUAGAUGGAUUCGUUAGCAGAAUAGCCCUCGACGUUAUUGCUUGCUGCUUAUUUGAAACUACAAGCGAGUUUAUGGAGAAGAAUCGAGAGGAAAUUUUGCAGUACGCCGAAGGAUUUUGGAAGCUUUCCACGUCAGAGGCAUUUAUGCGAUUAAUGGUAAUUUUGUUGCCGAAUAUGGUAUUGGGGACAAAAAUCAAGACAAUGUCCGAUAAAAAAAAGAAUUUGUUUUUAAGUAAAGUUGCUGCAAUUCUGCAAGAAGGGCGUCAUGAAGAAUACAAUUUUAUGCGUAUGUUACAAGCCGAAAGCGAUGACUUGGCUCUAGAAAACGUAGCGGCUAACUGGUGGAUUUUUUUUAUCGCUGGUUAUAGAACUAUCGCGUCCAUAAUCAUAUUUUGCCUCUACGAGUUAGCGAUGAAUCAAAGUUACCUAAUGCUAUUGGUCACAUGA
Molecule: messenger RNA, 669 nt
Organism: Photinus pyralis (common eastern firefly)
Lineage: Eukaryota; Metazoa; Arthropoda; Insecta; Coleoptera; Lampyridae
Product: cytochrome P450 6a8-like
Exons: 1
Coding region: 1-669 (222 amino acids)
Molecular function (GO): oxidoreductase activity, acting on paired donors, with incorporation or reduction of molecular oxygen; heme binding; iron ion binding
Source: RefSeq, a predicted model, not a curated record